Scylla paramamosain (green mud crab) is the source of this 6163-nucleotide messenger RNA. It is a transcript of the gene vimar, whose product is annotated as rap1 GTPase-GDP dissociation stimulator 1-like. Gene Ontology annotation, biological process: positive regulation of GTPase activity. Gene Ontology annotation, molecular function: protein binding; guanyl-nucleotide exchange factor activity. NCBI's taxonomy places the organism in Eukaryota, Metazoa, Arthropoda, Malacostraca, Decapoda, Portunidae. Gene Ontology annotation, cellular component: cytosol. The record is from RefSeq and is a predicted model, not a curated record.
GGAGUCUGGGGGUGCCAGCCAGCUGCUAGGCCUAUUGCAGCGUGCAGCUCAGCUUUCAGACAGCCCAGAAGAUCACCAGUUGCGCCUUGUGGCCACUGGCUUCCUCCUCAACUUGCUCAACUCUUAUGAAACAAUGCAGGACCAGUCAAUGGAGGCAGAGCUGGUGGAAGUCUUGUGUCACUAUCUUGAUAAGUUUGCUGAAGAUGAGGACAUUCCCACCCAUGUCCUGCUAUCCCUACACCUGCAUGGCUGACACAGAGGUUGGAAAGGGACUGGUGGUGUCCAAAGAUGUAACCCCACAGUUGGUACGUGUCCUGAGGAUCAAUGAGUCACCUGAGGUCAUUGAAACAUGCCUGGAGCUGAUCCACCAACAUAGCCGAGACAGAAUGUGUAAGACCCAAGUAGCCAAGGGUGGAGUGUGUGAGGCAGUAGUGGAUGUGGUUAGAAGGCAUCGUGACACCCCAAGCUCAGACCUCUUCCCUCCCAUCAUCAAAACAGCCACAGACCUCAUUGUGUACAUCCUGGUGGGAGAUGACGGCAUGGGCAUUGUGUACAGUGGAGGGUCUGGUCCAGUCUACCAAGAGUUGGUGGAGUGGCUUACUUCUGAACUAGAAGAUCUCCAGAUUGCUGGAGCGUUAGCCAUGGGGAACUUUGCUCGUAGUGAUGCCCACUGCAUUCAAAUGGUGCAGAGUGGUAUAGCAGAGAAACUAUUAAAGGUUCUCUCCAGCCACAACACAGGAGAGGGUGACAUACGCCUCCAGCAUGCACUCCUUUCUGCUCUCCGUAACCUCAGCAUUGCCAAGGAAAACAAACCUGCACUCAUUUCCCAGAGAGCCCUGGAGGUGCUGCUCCCCAUGGUGGCUACUGUUGAGACCUUCCCAGUGGUAUUCAAAUUGCUGGGCACCUUGCGCAUGAUUAUUGAUGGCCAGACUCAGGCAGCACUAAAAGUUGGGGGUGAUGAAGCAGUGGUGGGGCGGCUGGUGGGCUGGUGCAGCACCACUGACCAUCCUGGUGUGCAGGGGGAGGCAAGCCGCCUGCUGGCUUGGAUCAUCAAGAACUGUGAAGGCAAUGUUGAGGUGGUGACAUCACUGGUAACAGCUGGCUGUAUUGCUCCUCUGGUCCUUAUGCUUGGCUCAGAGCAUGCUGUCAUGGUGAGUGAAGCAGCUCUGGCUCUGACCCUGGCCUUCAGCACUGAACCAGGCAGAGAGACUGCUGGAUCCACAAAGCUGAAGGAGGUGGCACCUUUUGUACUGAAGAAUCCCUACCUGCCUCCAGAGAUCCUGUGCAAUGUUCUCUCUAUGUUGGUUGCCCUCCUUCCCCUUGAAUCUGCUGUGGACGCCAUCAAAAGUGAUGACCUACAAGGAGCUGUGACAGCAUUGACACACCAUGCAAAUGAAGAAGUGAAAAAGUUGGCUGGAGUUUUAAAAGAAAAACUAUAAUAAUCUCAUGGUCACAUUGCUGUUCUAGCAAGAUAAAUGCAACCUUGUUAUUAUCAGGAAGCAAGAGGUAACACAUUUUCUAAACAGUUGUGUAGCUUUCUAUAAGCACUAUAACCUAGUUUAUUAUAAUCCUUUCAUUGUUUAUUAACAAUAGUUUAUUGUUAAAAAUGUGAUGCAUUUUUCAUUUUCCUCAAUCUUGUCUUCAGAAACUAAUGAUUGUGAUUACAUCAAGGUGUUAAGAUUCUUUUUAAUAUCAGGACUCAAGUAGUAAACAGUGAAAGGUUUAAAACAAGGUUAUUUCAGCUUUUGGUCUUCUGUUAUAUGUAUCCAUGAAUUUGAGUAGACUUAGUACAUCACUUUAAAUAGCUAUUUGAUUUCAUACAUCAACACAGUACUUUGGUCCCUCUAGAAUGUACAGACACAAAGCACAAUGCAUUACCUAGUUCUUCAUAGUUAUAUCUUCAAAAGCUUAUGUUUUGUACCUAUAAGGUCACACAGCUUUGAUCACUUAUUUCAACAAUGAAUUAUGCAUAUUGUAAAAAGUUAGUUGUUAUGAUGUACAUUGUGUUUUCCUUUGCUGUGCAUCUUAUUGUCAGCCUGGUUUAAGUGAUGAUGAGCUAUCUAUGCUUUCUAGCUGUACUUUGCCUCCAAGUUUAACAUAAAAUUGUUCAUCCUUUUGAUGUGUGGAAGGCAAAGAAGACACCAUGAAUCUACUUAAUAAUUCCCUGGUAGUUUGCACUGCAAGGAUUACUGUGACCAACAUUCUUCGUAGUUAGGGUCACUUAGGCCAGUGGAAGGAGAUAAAAUGAAUGGAAAUGAAGUAGCAGUCACCAGAGUAAUGUGGUUUCCAUGCAUUUUUGCAAGCUUGGGAGGAGACUCACUGGCUUUGUGAUAUAUCUAGUUGAGUGUGUUGACAAUGAGCAGUUUGUUACAUAUGAAAUUUUUAUAUAUUAUGUGUCAGUGACAAAUUAUAUUCCUAAUCAAAAUGCUCAUCAUUCUUAUCUUGUCUAUUUUAAUUAUGUCCCAAGUGCUCCAGUAAAUAUAACAUGUCUCCAUGAUCUACAUGGUGUGCUGUACUGCAAAGUUGUCAUGCAUGCCUGAUUUUGUGCACCGCUGUCCUGAGCUCUGCAGGUGUUGUGAUAUUGUAGCUUUAUUGUGAUGAAGUUGGUGUAGCGUCUAAGGGAUGUCAAGUGAAUGAUGGAACUUUUUAUUUAUCUAUUAUUAUUAUUUUAUUUUAUUAUUAUUACUUUUUUUUUGUUAUUUACUAUUUUUAUUUAUUUAUUUUAUUUAUUUAUUUUGUAUUUAUUGAUUUUUUUUUAUUUAUUUAUUUAUUUUAUUUUUUUAAUGCUUGCUCUGGGUUCUGGGGCUCCAAGUCCUGUAUCAUUGUCUUACAGAGAUUUUAAGCCUAUCUAUCUUCACCCAUCCCCAUCUUGCCUCAUUUUUUUUUAACUUUAUUACAAUUACACUUCUUACUAAGGCACAUGGGAAAUGACUACAAAAAUAUUCAGUUGCUCCAAUCUCCAUUGUAAAUAGGUGCUUGUAAAGCUCCUUGAAAGUCAUUACAGUAAUUACAUAAGAACUUUGUUGCAUCAAUUUGAAAUGUAAAGAUAGCACAGGGUGGAGUGUAGAGUGGCUCUGGCUUAAACUCUCACCCAAGCACACUCAAGUAACUGUUGCAGUUUAUAAAUUACAUAAUUGUAUAAGUUAUGAAACCCAAGGUUUAGAAUAUAAGGAAAUGACAUGCUUAGCAUAUGUUUUGUUCUGAAUGAAAAAUCCAGCUAAUGAGUUGUAAAAGUAGAGGCAGAAGAUGAGCUCCUUUGUUAGUUAAAACUAACUAAACUUUCCUUCAGUGGCAUUGAAUCAACCUAUGCAUAUCCUUACUCCACUCAUAACAUAGCGCCAUGUGGCCCACUUGCCUGACACUUAUUAUCCCCUGUAAAUCUAAUCCAAUCACUAGCAUGGAGAUCUCUGAAGAACAUUGCCAAAGAUGUGUGUAUUUUUAUUUUGUAGAAUACAAUGGGAGUUGAUGAAGUCGGUGAUGUUGCAUCAUUCCUAUGUGUAAACAUCUGUAUGGGAAGGUAGUAAUACUUUCUUGAGUGUCCCAUUCUCUUACCUUCUUGAUGUUGUCUUUGUGGAAUGGAAGGAGUUAUCCAGUGCAUGCUUUAUGUUCUCUCUUAGGUUGUUGCACAUAAAGAAGUACUGCCAUAUGUUUUGAUUAGAUACUUGUAUGUUCUCUAUUUCCUUCUCAUUAGGGACCAUACAUUUUUAAUGGAAUUUGUUAGCAUUGUUCAUAGGCAAGUCUGAGAAGUGAUUUAAGGACACAGUCUCCUAACCCCUCCUUCACUUGUAUAUUCCCUUGAGUGUCUUGAUCUUGCAUUUGUCAUAUUAUUCCUUUGAAUUGUCAUAUAACAAAUCAAGAUACUUUUCAACAUUCAGAGUAACACUUCAAUAAAGAUCAAUGACCCAGUAUGGUAAGAAAAGUCCUGUCAGUUCAUCAGACUCUCACAUUGUCAUCUUGAUUGACUCCUGCUGUAUUUUGUUUGUUAGAAUACAGGAGGUGAAAAAUGUUUUGUGGUAGGUGGCCUCAGAGUAAUUGAAAGCUUUACAUUCAGUUAUUAUUUUAGGGACUAAAUGCAUUAAUGACCAAAAAAAUUACUCCAGUUUACAUGUAUGUUACAUUUACAUUGAGCAUUCAUUAAUUGGGAAGGUCACUUUAAAGCAGUGUGAAAUAGGUACAAGAAAGGGGAGCAAUAUUUUAGUACAGUAUAAUCUCAACUUUGUGCAUUUUUAUCUUUUGUUUAGUAUUACUGCUGAAACAGUAAAGAAAAUAACUUCUGUAAUGAACCUCUUGACAAGAUACUUGGCAUGGGUUAUAAUACAGUAUAUCUGUAUUUGUUUUAGCAUUGCAUUUCACUGAUUGGUUCAUGAAAUUAUAACAAAUUUUUUCAAGACCUCAGGCAAGCAUUUAGUGAAAGUUGUACCAAUCUGCCUUACAACUUCGGAUAUUGGAUUGUGGUUUUAUAAAAUUCAGAAAGUAAUGCCUGAGUGAUUCCACUGAAAAAUUAUUCCAUAAAUGCAUUUGGAUAUUAAUAAUGGGAAGAAGUGAGUGCUUGUUUUCUAUUAUGUUUUAUUGGGAUUAUCUGUAUAUUAACUUUUAAAAUCUUUUAUUACUGUGUAUUUUAUUUGUAUAUUGGUAUGCAUUGUAUGUGUUGCAUUUUAUUAUUGUUAUUUAAUAACAUAAUUAACUGUCACUUAUGAAUCAGCAGCCAGUCAUAACCACUGUAUCAAGAUCUUGACGUAGUGAAAGAAUAAUGACAGCAAAACGUUCCUGAGUUAGGUUGUGAUAUUUACUAACUGGCUGUCAAUUGUUUGGCUAAACAUGGCAGAUAAACCCUUCCUCUCUCUUUAUGCAUGUGCAGUAAUUAGUUGGUUCAAACACAGCUGGGUAAUGGUGAUGAUCUUUGACCAUUAGAGUGGUAGGAGGCUGCUCACUAUACAGCCAGCUGAAAGAAUACCUCCACUCUUUUCUUUGUGUUCAUAAAAGACAACUAAAAUUGAUAUAGCAAAGGGACUAGAAACCCUCUCAUCUGUAUUCUACUUAUAACAAGACAGAGCAUAAUGUAGGUACCUUGUUACAGCUGCCUCUCCUUAAGGAAUAAGUUAGCAGGUGUGUAAAUAUAUAGUAUUAUGUUGAUGAUAAAGACCUUAGUGGUUAUAAUUUCACAUUUAGGAUUUUUCCAUCCUAUUUAUACUGAAUAACAUCAGAGAAAACUUGAUCAAAAUCAUACACUUUUGUGAAAGCUAAAGAUAACAGUUAAAUAGUGCUGUAUGACAUACUUAAAAGUACUGCAGCACUUCUCCCACAUCUUGCUGCACUUCAGUCUAUGGUAAAUUUUGUGAAUUGCUUUUAUAUUCUCACUAAGAAGAGUGAUGCUGAGACAUGCUGAGACAAGAAUUGUCUUGGCUUCCUCUCCUUAAGUAAAGAGGAUUUUUGCCAGGGAAAUAUAUACAGGUAAUUCACAAUUUUGAGGGGCAUUUUUGUAAUGUUUUCAUAAAUUUGCAUAUAUAUAUAUAUAUAUAUAUAUAUAUAUAUAUAUAUAUAUAUAUAUAUAUAUAUAUAUAUAUAUAUAUAUAUAUAUAUAUAUAUAUAUCAUACACCACAUAUUAUGUAUUAUACAUAGGAUACUUGAAAGUAUUUUGAAAUAUAUAUGAUAACCAAAAUACUUGUAAGAUUAUGACUUGAGGAAAUUGUAAUUUACAUUUUACCAAGUUUUCAUGAAAAACCUGUCAUUGAAAAAUCAUCUGUCAACAUCUGUCCCCAGUUAUUAAUAUUAACAAGGACAAUGGAAUAGUAAUAGGGCUCAUUACUACCAACAGUAUCAGUGAAGACUAUGUCUGAUAGGUAUUACAAAUAAUUGUAACCAAAAAAUGUGUUAUUACAUUUGUGUUCUUGAAUAUUUUGCUGUCAUUAAUCUUGCUUAAAGACAACACAUAUUGACUGUAACUGACUUAAGUAACAGACUCAUCCAUAGAACAAUUGAGUCUCAUCAGUGUAAGCUAUCAAUUAUUAUCAAUAUUGAGAUAAAUGGCCUUUUUAUAGUAAGAAUAAUUUACAUGAUGGUAUUGAACUAACUGUAGUAAUUUAGUGACUGAAUCAUUCUUGUCACUUUGAUAGUCACAUAAGUUUUUUUUUUUUUUUUUUUUUUUUUUUUUUUUUUUUUUUU